CUCUCUCCCAUAUACUCUCAUGUCUAAAACACCAGUCACACCAGCCAUGAGCCAACCAAUCCCCCAUUUUUCUCUUUAUCUAAUCCAUUCUUGAGCCGUUUCUAUCUUCUUCUGGCCCCGGGUUUCCUUCAAGAUUCAUUCUUUGCUUUGCUUCCUCUGUUUAACCGCAUUGCAGCUGCAGCCAUGGAUGCCCUUGUUCACAUUCUGCAUUUCGUCGCCGGAAUCUUUGGAAAUGCGACUGCUUUGUUUCUCUUCCUCGCACCACUGAUUACAUUCAAGAGGAUCGUGGCCAAGAAAUCCACAGAACAGUUCUCCGGCUUGCCUUACGUCAUGACCAUGCUCAACUGUUUGCUUUCUGCUUGGUAUGGGAUGCCAUUUGUGUCACCGGACAACUUGCUGGUUUCCACAAUCAACGGGACUGGGGCGGUGAUCGAGUUCAUCUACGUCAUAGUCUUCCUUGUCUUUGCACCCAAGAAAGGGAAGAAGAAAAUAGGGGCACUUUUGGCUUUAGCCCUUUCUGUGUUUGCUGCAAUUGCACUGGUUUCCAUCCUUGCUUUACAUGGAAAUGUAAGGAAGUUUUUCUGUGGUGUAGCUGCCACCAUCUUCUCCAUUGCCAUGUACGGUUCCCCGCUCUCAAUCAUUAGAGUGGUGAUCAAGACCAAGAGUGUGGAGUUCAUGCCAUUCUUCUUGUCUCUCUUUGUGUUCUUGUGUGGCACUUCUUGGUUCAUCUUUGGGCUGCUUGGGAAGGACCCCUUUGUUGCUAUACCGAACGGAUUCGGGUGUGGGUUGGGAGCGGCGCAGCUGAUCUUGUACGCCAUUUACUGCGACCCGAAGAAAUCAACCACCAAAACACCAGCAUCCCCGGGAAAGGCAGUGGAAAUCACUGGCAAACUCCAAGAAGAAGAAGAAGACAUGAAGAUGAAGAAGGGGCAAAACCUGUCAAUAAGAGGAGGGGAUCUGGUUUAGAUAGACUUAUAAUAAGUAUAUGUAUGCAUGUGUUGUGAUUUUGGAAAUGCUUCUCUCUGUGUUGAAUGUUGAUGGAUUGAUCUUUGUGAACCAGUUGCGUGUUGUGUGAGUGUUGAUUGGUCUUUUUGUGAGAGUCACAUUUUCAGUGCAUUAUGAGUGUUGAUCUCAUCAACUUUAUUCUAUUGUUAGAUUGACUUGCACGUUUUUUUUAUCAAAUUAAUUUAUUCUGUGCUU
This is a messenger RNA of Cuscuta campestris, 1200 nucleotides long. The record is from the annotation of a GenBank genome assembly. NCBI's taxonomy places the organism in Eukaryota, Viridiplantae, Streptophyta, Magnoliopsida, Solanales, Convolvulaceae.